UUUCGCCAGCGUCUCUCAUUCGUUUAACGAGAUGUCGGAUUCGAAUUCGCCGAAAACAGAUGCAAGCAGUUCAAGUCUUUCAGGAAACUUACGACAAUUUCGAUUUCAGAAGAAACAACUGAAACCAUCGAAUAUGUCGGAUGAUGAUAGUAAUUUAAUGGGAUCUGAGAUACAAUUUCGACGUAAGGCAGUGAAUAUAAUUGAAGAUAGCGAUAGUGAUGCUGGUAGUACUAAAGAAACUAACUCUUUAAAUUCUACAGAAAAGGAUAUAUCUAAUAAUAUAAAUUGGAAUAAUGAAGAAGGUGAUGAAAUUUCCAGACAUAAUCGGAAAAGAACCUUUAAAAAUUCUUCAAGAAUCAAUAAGAAAAAAAGAAGAAAAUUAAACACUGAAGAAGAUAUAGAUAUUGAUUCAGAUGAAGCAAGUUUUAAAGAUAAAGUAUUUGAUAGUGAUGAAGAUUCAGAUAUUGAAAUAUCUAAUGAGCUUACUGCUGAUAAGAAAGCAGUCUUAGAAUUUAUGCAAAAUGCUCUUACAUCAGAAUUAUUAUUGAUGUCUCAAUGUUCUCAAAAAAAAGCAAAUGCUAUUAUAGAAGCAAGACCAUUUGAAAAUUGGAUAGACAUAGUUCAAAAGUUCCAAAACAAUAAGUAUCUAGAUACAGAACUUUUGAAUUCAGCACAGGAAUUGUUAGCUACUAGACAUGCAGUAGAAGCUCUUAUGAAAAAAUGUCUACGUUUGUCUACAAAUAUUGAAAGAGCUGUUGCUGCAGGAGCAUCGGCUAUUACAAGGCAACCAAAAGGAUUAUCACCAAAUUUAAAGUUAGCACCAUAUCAAAUGGUUGGAUUAAAUUGGCUUGCUGUAAUGCAUGCACAAAAUGUUAAUGGUAUACUUGCGGAUGAGAUGGGUUUAGGAAAAACAGUUCAAGUAAUAGCUUUUCUUACAUAUUUAAAAGAAGCUGGUCUCAAAGGCGAAAAAGAUGGACCACAUUUAAUCGUUGUUCCGAGUUCGACAAUGGAAAAUUGGAAUAACGAAUUAGAACGAUGGUCUCCUGAUUUAAAAGUUGUACAAUAUUAUGGUACUCAAGAAGAAAGAAAAGAAAUGAGAUUUGGUUGGCGAAACGGUGAUUUGGAUGAUGUGGAUGUUUUAUUAACUACGUAUAAUUUAAUUAGUAGUACACCGGAAGAACGGAGAUUAUUUCGUGUUAUGCCUCUCUAUUAUGUUGUUUUCGAUGAAGCUCAUAUGUUAAAAAAUAUGGGUACUAUCAGAUAUGAAAACCUUGUUAGGAUUAAUGCUAAACAUCGAAUUCUCCUAACAGGUACUCCUUUGCAAAAUAAUUUAUUGGAAUUGAUGUCGCUUUUAAUAUUUGUGAUGCCUUCAUUAUUUGCUGGUAAACAAGCUGAUUUAAAGAGUUUAUUUUCAAAGAAUCCUAAAUUACCAUCAAUUAAAAAAAAUGCUGAACAGCCAUUGUUUGAACAAGAACAAGUGAAAAAUGCAAAGCAAAUCAUGAGACCAUUUGUGCUUCGCCGUUUGAAAGCUGAAGUUCUUAGAGAUUUACCAGAAAAAAAAGAACGAAUGAUUAAAUGUCCAAUGAUAGAGAAGCAACAAAAAAUGUAUACUAAUUUAAUUGCCGAAUUUUCGGCCGAAGCUGAUCAAAGCACGGAGGUAAACGGUAUUGGAAUGAUGAUGCAGUUAAGAAAAUUGGCUAAUCAUCCACUUUUAGUGCGAGAUUAUUACAACAAAUCCAAAUUAAAAGUAAUAUCGAGUAGAUUAGCAAAGGAGCAUUCAUAUAAACAGAAAAAUGCAGAUUAUGUAUUUGAAGAUUUACAGUGGAUGUCAGAUUAUCAAAUAAAUCAAUUAACAAGAACAUAUAAGAGCAUAGCUGGACUAGGUUUACCUCAAGAACUUAUUCCUGAAGCUGGAAAGUUAAAGAUUUUGGACGAAUUGUUACCAAAGUUAAAAGAAGAAGGACAUCGAGUGUUAAUUUUCAGUCAAUUUACAAUGAUAUUAGAUAUUUUAGAAGAAUAUUUAACAAUUAGAGGACAAACGUACUUAAGAUUAGAUGGAAGUACACCAGUAACUGAUAGACAAUGUCUGAUAAAUCAAUAUAUGGAAGAUGAAAAUAUAUUCAUAUUUUUACUAUCUACAAAAGCUGGAGGCUUGGGGAUCAAUUUAACAGCUGCCGAUACUGUUAUAAUACAUGAUAUUGAUUUCAAUCCAUAUAAUGAUAAGCAAGCGGAAGAUCGCUGUCAUAGAGUAGGUCAAAAAAGACCAGUUAGCAUAAUUAGAUUAUUAAGUGAAGAUACUAUAGAAGAAGGCAUGUAUGAAAUAGCUCAAGAUAAAUUACAUCUUGAACAGCAGAUUACUGGUGAUGAAGAAAAUGAAAGUACAGAUAAGAAGAGUGUGUUAAAAUUACUUAAGAUGACAUUAGGAUUGGAUCAUAAUAAAUCGUUAUCACUAUCUCCCGUGAAGAAUGCAAGAACGAGUAAUGGAUUAUUAAACGAUGAAGAAAAUUGUAAUAUAGAAUUUUGAAAGUGAUAAUUUAUCUAAACAUAUUUUUUGCUAGCAUUUUUAUAUGCAUCCUUAAUCUUUGUGAUAAAGUUUAGUAUCGCAAUUGCACUUUAAAGAUUAAAAAAAAAAAGGAACGAAAAAAGAAAAGAAGAAAAUAAAAAAAAAUAAUAUAAAUACUAUCUUAAAGUUGCAUUUCAUAUUUGAUUAUUAAUUAUCAUAUACAUGAAACUUUUUUGCUUUUUUUAUUUAAUCAUUACAUACGUGAAAUUGAUUAAAAAUGUGUGCACAAUUUAAAUUAUUUGUGAAUUAUGGAACUCAAUUAAUUUUGACAUUUUGUACAUCAGUUAUAUAUUUCAUCAUUUUUUAAUUUAUAUUUUAGAUUUAUUCAUAUAUUUUGUGCUCGAUAUCUACAUUGUAAUAUUUAAUGAUAUGUUUUUAAAAAAUUUAAAACAAUUAUUAAGACUGCACAAUAUUUAAUAUUUACACAAAAAUAAUACAGAAUGCUGAAGGAAAAUGAACAAAAAGAAAUUCAUAUAAACGAUGUCAAACUAUUUGAUAUUACUAUAUACACAUUCCUAAACAAAUAACUUGAUCUUUGUACAAAACCAUUAAAGAUAUUAUACACCUUUUAUCAGAAU
Messenger RNA from Apis cerana (Asiatic honeybee), 3141 nucleotides. It is a transcript of the gene Etl1, whose product is annotated as SWI/SNF-related, matrix-associated actin-dependent regulator of chromatin, subfamily a, containing DEAD/H box 1. Gene Ontology annotation, molecular function: ATP binding. The record is from RefSeq and is a predicted model, not a curated record. NCBI's taxonomy places the organism in Eukaryota, Metazoa, Arthropoda, Insecta, Hymenoptera, Apidae.